UAAAAUUAACAAGUAAUAGAAAAUAUCUUUUAUUGACAAACCUUGAGGAAUUGCUUAGUAGUAUAUGAAAAUAGUUCAUAGUCAAUUCGUUUAUUGACAGAAAGCUAUUCUUUUUUAUUUGUCUAAUUGGAUAUAAGGACAGUCACUCUUCAAAAACAACAUAAUGCAGGAAUAUAUAUAAUAAAAAUUAUAUAAGGGAAUCAUUAUGGGUUGUGCUGCCUCUUCUGAUAGUGGAACUCAGCAUGCAUCAUUUGAACAUCAUGGACAGCAAUAUUUUAGGAGUGAACUAGACACAUGUAGCCAUCCACAAACGCAUUCCAAACAGAACACACAACAAGAACAACAACCUUUACUAAACAAAUUACCAACACUAAAUGAGAAUAAAUCAGCAUCUGUGCCAAUCGUGGCCGCCAAACACAAUAGUGGCGAUAAAAAUGUCACAAAUGGAGUUAAAAGCAGUGAUGCCAAAAGAAGGAUUGACAUUAACAAUACUGAAAAUAAAAUGUUGCCUCGACGGCUAGACUUCACGGUAGCCAAGUAUAUACCAACAGACAUUGGAACACAUGAAUUGUUCUUAGAUUUUCGAACAUCGUCUACAGAUUUUCCCUCACAUGCCCCUCCUCAUCCUGACGGAGAUCUGUAUACUGAUUACGAAUUCACCGUAGAUGUUGCUUUUCCUAAUAGAUCAGAUUUGGAAUGGAAAAGACCUAUGGAUGUCGCAGAAAACCCUGUUCUAUUUUCAGAUGGAGCAACUAGAUUUGACAUUGGACAAGGUGAAGUAGGCACUUGUUGGUUUAUGGCUAUGGUAGCCAACAUUGCAGACAAACCAAAAUUGCUACGAAGGGUAAUACCGAGAGAUGCUUACAAAAUAGGUUCGGAUGGUUAUGACGGGAUUUUUCACUGUCGGUUCUGGAGAUUUGGUGUUUGGAAUGAUACCUAUAUAGACGACUUCCUACCAAUUGUGCAGGAAACAAAUAUAGCUGGGGCGCAUUCAGCAACCGAUCCAAAUGAGAUGUGGGUUGCUCUUCUGGAAAAGGCGUUUGCAAAAUUAUAUGGAUCUUACGUUGAAAUAACCGAGGGAUUAACAGCGGAUUCCUACUUGAACUUAACAGGAGGAGUUGCGGAGAGGAUCGACUUCACGGAGGAAAAGAUUUCCCCAAAACGAUUGUUCCAAAGGUUACAUAAUGCCUUUCAGUGUCCUACUACUAUGGAUAAAAACGACGGUAAACGUGGAUUGGUAGGAGGUCACGCUUAUUCCAUAAACGGAGCUUUUAUUGUAGGUGAAGCCAAGUUAUUAAGAUUAAGAAAUCCCUGGGGCAACGGUGAAUGGAACGGCCCAUGGAGUGAUAGGAGUCCUAAAUGGAAAACUGCCCCAUCAGACUGUGUCCCACACCCUUCAAAAGACGACGGAGAGUUUUAUAUGGAUAUAAAUGAUUUUCUGCGAUACUUUGAUGAUUGUACCAUUUGUAAUCUAACACCGGAUUUCGACAGAGAUGGAUUUCCUGAUAUGUUAAACUACGUUACAUGUAUAUAUGGAAACUGGCGUGAUGGAAAGAAUGGUGGAUUCGAACAACGAACAAAGAAUCCAUGUUACAGUGUUACACUCGGCGAUAAAGCAAUGGACGAUGAAGGUAAAGUUGCCCUUGUUGUUCAGAUAGUACAAAGAACAUUGGAGAGUAGGAAUGACAUUACUGAAGUCAGAUGCGAUCUAUUCAAGCUUCUCGGCAAAAACGACCAUUGUGUUUCCCUGGAACUGUUAGGUGACAAGUCUAACAUAUACAUGGGCAAUGUACAAAAUACAUACAGAUUCCUUGUUGAACCAGGUUCAUAUAUUGCUAUACCCGCGACAUUGGAAGCUGGAUAUGAAAAAGAGUUCCUCAUCAGAUUUUUUUCCGCUGCUCCUGUGUCAAAUCCUCAUGAAGUAGACAACAUUACUGUGAUGACAGGAAGGGGAAGAAAUGGCGACAAACCUGCUGAAAAUUCAAGUUUUAAAUGUACCAAAUGUUCUUUUGGUGCAUUUAAAAGAGGUGUAAAUGCUGGUGGAACCAUAGCAAGUGACGAGUUUUCAAAUAAUCCCCAGUAUCAACUGAAAGUUCAUGACGAACAAACAUUUAGAGUUGAAGUUAUGCAACCAGAAAGAGAAGAUGGAUUUGCACUUGGUAUCAAAUUAUUUGAAGCUCAUCGAGGUAUGGGUUUCCCGGCAAAUUACGACUGGCUGAAUGACAACUAUGGCAAUGCUCUGAGAGACAGUGAGGGUGGUGAUGGCCCUUUCCAAUUCGGAACUUCUGUAGACACAUGUUACACAGUAAAAGCGGGAACAUAUCUACUACUUAUUCACUGUAAUAGUGAAGAGGACGAAAACGAUUUUUCUUUGGCAAUUUAUUCAGAAUGUGCAAUUGAAAUAACAGUAGCACACGUAUGACAGGAGAUGAAAGAAUAUAUUUGUUAAAUAGAUAAACAAGUCUUGGAAUAAAUACUGAAAUAUAAAGAUAGUGUUGAAUGAAUGUGGAAAAAG
This is a messenger RNA of Mytilus trossulus (common blue mussel), 2515 nucleotides long. RefSeq names its product calpain-9-like. Gene Ontology annotation, cellular component: cytoplasm. Bases 206 to 2422 code for a protein of 738 amino acids. The record is from RefSeq and is a predicted model, not a curated record. Gene Ontology annotation, biological process: proteolysis. Gene Ontology annotation, molecular function: calcium-dependent cysteine-type endopeptidase activity. The transcript has 17 exons. NCBI's taxonomy places the organism in Eukaryota, Metazoa, Mollusca, Bivalvia, Mytilida, Mytilidae.